Molecule: messenger RNA, 2495 nt
Organism: Leptopilina boulardi
Lineage: Eukaryota; Metazoa; Arthropoda; Insecta; Hymenoptera; Figitidae
Product: elongation of very long chain fatty acids protein AAEL008004-like
Exons: 4
Coding region: 204-1157 (317 amino acids)
Biological process (GO): fatty acid elongation, polyunsaturated fatty acid; fatty acid elongation, saturated fatty acid; sphingolipid biosynthetic process
Cellular component (GO): endoplasmic reticulum membrane
Molecular function (GO): fatty acid elongase activity
Source: RefSeq, a predicted model, not a curated record
GCAACCGACUCGUCAACACUUCAGUUCUUGAAACGAGGUGCAUGUAGGAAACAACUCUCAACCCUUGCCUCUCAAAACAUUUUAUGUUUACAAAAUUGAAAGAAAAAUAAUUCAUUUUAUUUAAAUUAAAUUUAUUUUCUUGUUCUCAUCAGUUUUUUCGUGUGUGUGAAUUUUUCUUCCCAGUAGGGAUUUUGUUAAACAUCAUGUCGCAAUUGGUUGAGAAUAUCUAUAAUGCCUAUCGAGAUCUCAUGGACAACAAAAGUGAUCCAAGGGUCAAUGACUGGUUUCUAAUGAGCAGUCCUUUUCCAACUUUAAUUAUAUGUCUUUCGUAUGCGUAUUUUGUCAAAAGAUUGGGACCAAAACUCAUGGAAAACAGAAAGCCAUUUGAAUUAAGAAAAACAAUGAUCUACUAUAAUCUUUUUCAAGUUAUAUUUUCAUCAUGGCUAUUUUAUGAGUCAUUAGCCUCUGGAUGGGGAGGACAAUAUUCCUUGAAAUGUCAACCUGUCGAUUACUCGAGAAGUCCCAUGGCAAUGAGAAUGGCGAAAGGAUGCUGGUGGUAUUAUUUUUCCAAGUUCACUGAAUUCAUGGACACAAUCUUUUUCGUCAUGAGGAAGAAGUACGAUCACAUCUCAACGCUACAUGUUAUUCAUCAUGGUUGCAUGCCAAUGUCCGUUUGGUUUGGUGUCAAAUUUACACCAGGUGGCCACAGUACAUUUUUUGGACUUUUGAACACAUUCGUUCACAUAAUUAUGUACAGUUACUAUCUUCUAUCAGCAUUGGGUCCUAAAAUUCAACCCUAUCUCUGGUGGAAGAAAUAUUUAACAGCAUUACAAAUGGUUCAAUUCAUUCUAGUAAUGAUUCAUGCCUUUCAAUUAUUAUUCAUUGACUGCAAAUAUCCAAAAGCAUUUGUUUGGUGGAUUGGAAUGCACGCUGUUAUGUUCUAUUUUCUCUUUAGAAAUUUCUAUCAUGAAACUUAUAAGAAGAAUAAGGAAAAAUUGUCAGCAAUUAAUAAUAAAAAGGAAAAUUAUAUUAAGGCAAAUGGAAAUGGUACAAAUAGCGAAAUUUAUGUUAAUCAUUAUAAAAUGACAACGGGUUACAUAUCUGACAAUGGUAUGAGAAAUCGUGUUUUCAUUGAUAAACAGGAAGUUGAACAAUGAAUCGUCAUUUUCAUUAAAGAAAAAAAAGAAAGACUCGUUCAAACUUACAGAGGGUACUUAAUUUAUAAGAACAUUUAUCAUUCAUUUUGGCUGUGAUAAUGUGUCUUUGGACAGGGAGAUAACAAAAAAAAGUUCAGAGAAAGAAUCAUUGCGAUCGCGAAAAAUCGAUGUUUAGACUGAUUCUAAGAACUUUAAAUGCCUAGAAAUUUAUUUUUUUUUUCAAAUUGGAUUUUGAAGAAAAAUUGAUAAUGCAUUAUUUUCUAUGAUAAUCACGUUUGUCAAUUAAUAAAAAAUUUUGAAGGCAUUCAUUUGUGUGAGAAAUAGUAUGGGAUGUUACUUUUUUGCAUAUAGGGAUUAAGAUCUUUUGUUCAAUGAUCAAAUCAUAUAACAACAAAUCAUGAACAUUAAACUAAAUUUUUUAUAUUUAUAAGUCAUUUUAAGAAUCAAGUUCUUCACAACGAAAUGCAUCUCAGGUCACUAUUUAACUAUUUUAACCUUACAUAUUAUGUAAAAACCAAGAGAAUUUUUGUAUCAAAUUUUUAUGUUAUUUUCGAAUGAUAAACAUUUCUUUUAAUUAAAAAUAUAUUUAAAAAAUCUUUUGUCAAUUAUUAAUUAUUAUACAAUUAAUAUUUGACAAAAGAUUUUUUUUAAAUUAGUCAGGUGUCAAUGAUGUAAAAUUAAUAUUCAAUUAUUAUAAAUUUUUUCUUUUUUUUCUCUCUCUUUUUGAUCUCGUGAUUAAAAUAAGUUAAUUCAUUCAUCAGUAGUUGGUAAUAAGGUUCACUUUGAUUCAAUAUUCAUAAAAUUUUUGUUAUAUUCAAAAUACAUACAUGGAGAAAACGAUCACUAUAGCAAUAAUAUUUAUUUCCGUUUCGAUUUUAAGGUUUAAUGUAAUAUCAUAUGUUAAUUUUGUAGCUUUUAUAAUAUGAAAAGUACAAAAAAAUGGACGAAAAACAUAUUAAGAAUUAUUUUUGUCAAAUAUAUUAUUUAAGUAAAUUUUCGCUAACUUUAAAAAUUAUUUGUGGAAUUGUAAAACAUGUAAACACAUUUUUUUUUUUUUUUUAUUUCAACAGAAGGAAAUUUAGAUUAAAUUAUAAAUUAGUGAGUUAAUUUUAUAGAAAAUUAAACUAAUUAAUUAGUUUAAUUAUAAUAAUAGUAAAUCUUAAUUUCGAAUAUUUGAAAAUUAAUUUGCAAAUAAGAAUUAUAAUUUUCUUAAAUAUAAUUAGUUAAUUGAAACAAUUUUUUUGUAACCUUUUUUCAUAAAUGUACAUGUAUAUAAAAAAUGUGUAAAUAAACUUUGAAAUACCAUUAUUAAAAAAAAAUAUAAAAAAAUGAAUCAAU